Dromiciops gliroides (monito del monte) is the source of this 3008-nucleotide messenger RNA. RefSeq names its product zinc finger protein 420-like. Gene Ontology annotation, cellular component: nucleus. The record is from RefSeq and is a predicted model, not a curated record. Lineage: Eukaryota; Metazoa; Chordata; Mammalia; Microbiotheria; Microbiotheriidae. Gene Ontology annotation, molecular function: RNA polymerase II transcription regulatory region sequence-specific DNA binding; DNA-binding transcription factor activity, RNA polymerase II-specific. Gene Ontology annotation, biological process: regulation of transcription by RNA polymerase II. The transcript is spliced from 5 exons. The coding region runs from base 142 to 1845 and encodes 567 amino acids.
CUCUUCCUAAUCUCCUCCACCUGCCACGUGGGUGAGUGGGAUCGGACCGCGGGCCCAGCGCACCUGGAGAUCGGCUCCUGGGAACCUUGGCCUCUUGUGGCCUCUGCUCUUCCCCAGUAGGUGCUUUCACUGCGCAAGGGAAUGGCUCCUGUGCUCCUGACAACCAGGCCUGGAAGGGAAUCAGUGACAUUCCAGGAUGUGGCUGUGGAAUUCACCCAGGAGGAGUGGGCACAUUUGAACCCAUCUCAGAAAAACUUGUACAGGGACGUGAUGUUGGAGAACUAUAGCAACCUGGUCUCUUUGGGAUUUGCAGUUUCCAAACGAGAUGUGAUCUCUCAGAUGGGAAGAAAGGAAACAUCUUGGAAGCCAGAGACAGAUAUGCCAGGAAGCAGCUGUCCAGAGAGCAAAGAAUUUACUGGAGAAAAACCUUAUGAAUGCAGUGAAUAUGGGAAGGCCUUUCGGAGCAAACGACAUCUUGCUGUGCAUCAAAAAAUUCAUAGUGGAGAGUUUUUUUAUGAAUGUAAAGAGUGUGGAAAGGCUUUCCAGUGGAACUCAGAACUUAUUCGACAUCAAAGAAUUCAUACUGGAGAGAAACCUUAUGAAUGUAAUAUAUGUGGGAAGGCUUUCAAUAUAAAGGCAAAUUUUACUCGACAUCAGAGAAUUCAUACUGGAGAGAAACCUUUUGAAUGUAGUGUAUGUGGGAAGGCCUUUAGACAGAAGAUAACACUUUGUGUCCAUCAGAGAAUUCAUAAUCCACAAAUUCCUCAAGAAUAUAAUGAAUAUGGGAAGACUUUCUUCAACUCAGAACUUUUUGAACAUCAGAGAAUUCAUAGUAUAGAGAAACUUUAUGAAUGUAAUGAAUGUGGAAAGUUUUUCAGGAGUAGGACACAAUUUACACUUCAUCAGAGAAUUCACACUGGAGAGAUUACUUAUGAAUGUAAAGAGUUUGAGUGCAGCUCAGAUCUUAUUCAGCUUCAAAUAACUCAUACUAGAGAGAAAACUUAUAAAUGUAGUGAUUGUGGGAAAGCCUUCAGGUGGGAGGCACCACUUAAAGUGCAUCAGAGAAUUCAUACGGGGGAGAGACCUUAUAUAUGUAGUGAAUGCGGGAAGUCCUUCAAGAGGAAUGCACAUCUUAUAGUGCAUCAGAGAAUUCAUACAGGAAAAGGUCUUCCUACAUGUAAGGAGUGUGGGAAGACAUUCCUGUAUGACUCAUCAUUUAUUGUACAUCAAAGAAUUCAUACUGGAGAAAAACCUUAUGCAUGUAGUGAAUGUGGGAAGGCCUUCAGGAAGAGGUCACAUCUUACUGUGCAUCAAAGAAUUCAUACUGGAAAGGGUCUUUAUACAUGUAAGGAGUGUGGGAAGACUUUCCCCUAUAACUCGGAACUUUUUCGUCAUCAAAGAAUACAUACUGGAGAGAAACCUUACAAAUGUAGUUUAUGUGGGAAGGUCUAUAAAGGGAAGGAAUAUCUUACUGUGCAUCAGAGAAUUCAUACUGGAGAGAAACCUUAUGAAUGUAGUGAAUGUCAGAAGGCCUUCAAGAGGAGGGCAGAACUUACCGUGCAUCAGAAAAUUCAUACUGGAGAGAAUCUGUAUCAAUGUAAGGAGUGUGGAAAGACUUUUCCCUACAAUUCAACAUUUAGUCUACAUCAAAGAAUUCAUACUAGAGAGAAACCUUAUCCAUGUAGUGAAUGUGCAUUGGCAUUCAAAAGUAAAAAACUACUUACUGUGCAUCAGAGAACUCAUACUGGAAAGGGUGUUUAUACAUGUAAGGAGUGUGGGAAGACUUUCCCUUCUAACUCAGUACUUAUUCAACAUCAAAGAAUUCAUGCACAAAAGAAGCCCUAAGAGUGUAAUGCAUGUGGGAAGACAUUUAGACUGAAGGUUUGACUUUAUGUCUAUCAGAGACUUAUCACAACUCUGAUCUUAUUAAAAAUUACUGAAUUCAUACUGGAGAGAAAUCUUAUGAAUCUAGUGGAUAUGGGAAAGCCUUCUGGAGGAAGGCACAAUUCACUGUGUAUCAGAACACUCAUGGGAGAGAAACAUUUUGACUGUAGUCAAUGUUUAGAGACCUUCAGGAGUUGGAACCUACUAUACAUCAGAAAUUCAAACCAGAGACAUUCUUUAUGAAUCUGAGUAGUGUGGGAAGGUUUUUCUCUACAACUCAGCUUUUAUUCUACAUCAGAGAAUUCAUAUGGAGAAAAACCUUAUGAAUGUAGUGAAUAUUGGAAGGCCUUUAGGAAGUAGAUACAACUUAGAUUCCAUUGGGGAAUUCAUAGUGGAAAAAUUCUUUAUGAAUGUGAGGAUUGUGUGAAGGCCCUCCAAAACAACACAGAUCUUACUCAACUUCAAAGAAUUCAUACUGGAGAGAAAACAUGAAUGGACUCUAUGAGGGAAUUCCUUCUUCCUAAAUGUAGAUCUUACUGAAUGUCAGAUAAUUCAUUCUGGAGAGAAAUCUUUUGAGUGUAAUGCAUGUGGCUUCAAAGGCCUUUAAAAUGAGGACACUAUUUUAUGUCCAUCAGAGAAUUCAUAGUAAACAGCUUCCUCAUGAAUAUAAGAAGUGUGGGAACAUCUCCAAGCUGACUAGACUGUGAUUCUGAAUCCCUAGAUGCAGUUCAGAGAGUCCUUAUUUAGCCUCCAUAGGCAGAGGUAAUCCAUUAUUUCUGCAGAAGCUUCUAAAGGGGCAAAGAUUUGGUGUUGUCUUCCCAUUGGCCUUCAGGGAGGGAGAGGUUAUUGUGGCUGAGCCAGAGGGUCCUGAGGGGGAGUGGUGUUGACAGAGCCUUGAUAAUAACUUCGAUCCCUGGACAAAUGGCAUGCAAUAAGCUUAUGGAUGACCUCUUUGUCAUCUCAUGAGCCUGGUGAGACAUAAAGAAUUUUUGACUUUGCUUGUAUCAUGUUCUGAGCUGUGUUCCUGAUGUUGCUCAUGCUACUUCUGUACAUAUUCAUCAGGGUGACACCUGUGAACCCUGAAUAUUUGUAAUCUCAUUAAAUAAAACAGCAUCACAAGGGCC